AUGUUUCCGACCGCAGUAGAGGAUGCUUUCUUCUGGAACCGCGUGUUUCGCUUCCAAGACAAGCGCAACACACACGACAGUCCUAAGUCCCUGGGCACACACGGCGUCUUGCACUGGGACGACGGGUGGGACACGCUCGGUACAGGCCAAGCCAGCCUAAGCAGCCCAGCCCAGCACCUCACACCUCAACCCGGGCGCCUAUCAUUUGUCCGCGCGCUGGACCUCACCUAUGGGCUCUCGCAUAGGCACAACUCUCCACACGUUCCGUCGUCCACCACCAACCUUGCCCGGCCUGCUUUCCCUUCCCCGUCCCGUACCUCGCCAGCAAACCAACACCUUGCCGGUACCUCACCUCACUCUGUCACCUGCGUACCACCCCCGUCUCCACACAGCGACAGCACCCCGACCUGA
Messenger RNA from Colletotrichum orchidophilum, 411 nucleotides. RefSeq lists its product as uncharacterized. Bases 1 to 411 code for a protein of 136 amino acids. The record is from RefSeq and is a predicted model, not a curated record. NCBI's taxonomy places the organism in Eukaryota, Fungi, Ascomycota, Sordariomycetes, Glomerellales, Glomerellaceae. The transcript is spliced from 2 exons.